This is a messenger RNA of Pyrgilauda ruficollis (rufous-necked snowfinch), 652 nucleotides long. RefSeq names its product helicase swr1-like. The annotation marks the transcript as partial. The transcript is spliced from 4 exons. Gene Ontology annotation, cellular component: Swr1 complex. Lineage: Eukaryota; Metazoa; Chordata; Aves; Passeriformes; Passeridae. The record is from RefSeq and is a predicted model, not a curated record. Gene Ontology annotation, molecular function: histone binding; ATP hydrolysis activity.
AUGUCCCCAAGGUGCCACCACGCCCCUUUUGUUGUCCCCAACAGGUUCCUGGUGGCCGUGCCGGCGGUGGCCUCGCGGGGGGUGUCCCUGCACAGCGGGCGCCCCCCGCCCUGGGCGCAGCGGCAGCGGCAGCGCCUGGAGCAGCACCUGAGGGAGGAGCUGCGGGCACGGGGGGCACACCUGGCACAGGGGCUGCACACGCACUUCCCCGACCCCCGGCUGGUGCAGUACGACUGCGGUAAGCUGCAGGCGCUGGACGUGCUGCUGCGGCGGCUGCGGGCGGGCGGGCACCGCGUGCUGAUCUUCACGCAGAUGACACGCAUGCUCGACGUGCUGGAGCGCUUCCUCACCUUCCACGGGCACAUCUACCUGCGCCUGGACGGCUCCACCCGCGUCGAGCAGAGACAGGCGCUGAUGGAGCGCUUCAACGCCGACAAGCGAAUCUUCUGCUUCAUCCUGUCGACGCGCUCGGGCGGCGUCGGCGUCAACCUGGCCGGGGCCGACACCGUGGUGUUCUACGACUCGGACUGGAACCCCACCAUGGACGCGCAGGCCCAGGACAGGUGUCACCGCAUCGGCCAGACCCGCGACGUCCACAUCUACAGGCUGAUCAGCGAGCGCACGGUGGAGGAGAACAUCCUGGGGCUCACCU